Molecule: messenger RNA, 1527 nt
Organism: Cladophialophora immunda
Lineage: Eukaryota; Fungi; Ascomycota; Eurotiomycetes; Chaetothyriales; Herpotrichiellaceae
Exons: 2
Coding region: 55-918 (287 amino acids)
Molecular function (GO): protein binding
Source: RefSeq, a predicted model, not a curated record
CUACAACACCCUUUACUACAUUCCACCGAGUAUUAAUAACUAAAACAAUGUCGCAUGGGGCAUGUGUCCGGUCGCGUCGAUCCAUUUGUCUCCGAGACACCCAUAAAACCCGCCUUGCGCACCAAUGCGACUCCCAAUCCGCCGAAUACACUUGAUCGUAUCUAUUCGACGUACCGCUACCGAUCGCCUCAGGCUGAGAUGCCCAGGGAAGGCAUAGGAGACAUCUCCGCGAAAAAGUUUGCGGAGUUGCUAUCCGGCCCAUUGCUGGACAUCUUUGUCGGGCCCGAAGGCCGCCGCUGGUCCUUACAUCAAAACCUCCUGGUCCAUCAUGCGCGCUUCUUCGACGUGUCCUACACAGUCAACGGGGAGCACAAACACAUCAAGGAUGGCAAGCUCGAACUCCGGGAUGAGGACCCGGGCGCAUUCGAGCUGCUGGUGAAGUGGCUGUAUCAAGGCAAGAUUGACGAUGUCUCGUGGAUGCCCAAGGACGUCAAAUGGGAAUAUGCAUUUACAUGUCAAAAGCUCUACCUCCUUUGCGACAGCAUCGGGCUGCAAGAACUCAAGAACCAAGCCAUCGACCAAUUCCGGCGGGGAUGUCAUGAAGCAGGUCUCGUGCCCGGUCCCGAAGAGAUGAAGCCCAUCUAUGAGAAAACUGCUCCGAGUUCUCCGUUCCGCAAACUCGUGAGUAAGAUUGCUGCGCGACAGAUCAUGGAUCCCAGCUCGGAGAAAGAUGCAACUAGCUACAGAGAGUGCUUCGCCAUCAGCCCGGACUUUGCGGUCGAUGUGAUCAACGCGAUCAAGGAGGGAAGCGGUGGGUCAUUGUUUGACGAUCCCACAGAGGGUAACGGGUGUCGGUAUCAUGAGCAUGAGGACGGCGAGAGCUGCCACAAGACGGUCAAAUUUAAAGACAUGUCAUGAUGGAGAGCAUGAUCCUGGGAAACUGGGUCACGAUACCUGGAGGUGAGACAGGGAAGCUCCUCUUAACCCAAUUCCAGUGAUGUGCCCAUCGGAACAACCAGAUCCCUGUGUCUUCUGCACGAGGAGCACAUGCGCAAAGUUUCAGAGCAACGGCAUUUGUGGUCGUACAACGCUUCGACGGAUCACUAUAGAGCCGGAAAUUUUGAAGAGAGAUUCGUGACCACGCGAAGACAAGCGGAAAGUACCUCGAUCGAAAUAGCCGUCUGUCACCUUUUGCGGUCCUGAGCUCUUUCUUGUACCAGACAUCAUCGGGAGGAUCUAUCGCUCAACAUCUUCAGAGCGGACAUGAAAGACAUGCUGUCGCGCUGGCUGGGAAAUCGCUGAUCGAUUGGCAUUCGAAUUAUUUAGCCUCGGUCUCGGUAUCUCUGUGAAGUUAUGGGGAAAUCGGGAAUGAUAGAAACGAUUGCUUGCUCUUGCUGCCGGGUUUUGACUCGAGUGGUACAGACGUUUUCCAACGGAUUUUUGGCAUUUGUGGGAUUCACUUCAUGAUAUUAACUAUCUGAUCGGCUGGAUAAUCAAUCAGGUGUAGAUGAUGCACCUUUACUCUUC